Messenger RNA from Protopterus annectens (West African lungfish), 2527 nucleotides. RefSeq names its product carbonic anhydrase 8 (gene CA8). NCBI's taxonomy places the organism in Eukaryota, Metazoa, Chordata, Ceratodontiformes, Protopteridae. The coding region runs from base 222 to 974 and encodes 250 amino acids. The record is from RefSeq and is a predicted model, not a curated record. Gene Ontology annotation, molecular function: zinc ion binding; carbonate dehydratase activity. The transcript has 8 exons.
AGCCAGGAUCAGAUGUCUGUACAGCACAGUCUUUCUGCUUUCAAAGCUGGACUUCUGUACUCAGCAUCACGCAGCUAGCUUCAACUUACUACACAGCCAGCUGAGCUCUUUUGUAUGUAUCCAACAGCUGAAAGAGGUAAACGAGAAGCAGCUUAGCAUACCCCUGCUGUCAAAUCUAGCUGCUUUCUCUCUAAGUACAAGUUCCUCACUACUUCUGAAGGAUGGCUGACAGAAAGUUUAUUGAGAACACAGAGUCUUUCCAUGAAAAGGAUGAGUUAGAAUGGGGCUAUGAGGAAGGAGUUGAAUGGGGUUUGCUCUUCCCAGAAGCCAAUGGAGAAUACCAGUCCCCCAUUAACCUGAACUCAAGAGAAGCACAGUAUGAUCCCUCAUUGUUGCAGGUACCCCUGUCACCAAAUUAUGUGGUGUGUCGUGACUGUGAAGUCAUCAAUGAUGGGCAUACAGUUCAAAUUCUACUAAGAUCAAAAUCAGUUUUAAUGGGUGGACCAUUACCCAGGAGCCAUGAGUACGAACUCUAUGAUGUUCGUUUUCACUGGGGUAGAGAAAAUCAGCGUGGGUCUGAACACACUGUGAAUUUCAAAGCAUUUCCUAUGGAGAUAGGGAAAGAACACUUAGGGCUGAAGGCUGUCACUGAAAUUCUUCAAGAUAUACAGUACAAGGGAAAAUCAAAAACAGUACCUUGCUUCAAUCCAAACUCAUUGUUGCCUGAUCCUCUUCUGCGUGACUAUUGGGUAUAUGAAGGUUCCCUUACCGUGCCACCCUGCAGUGAAAAUACCACCUGGAUCUUAUUCCGAUAUCCUCUGACUGUCUCCCAGCUGCAGAUUGAGGAAUUUAGAAGAUUAAGAACACAUGCUAAAGGAGCAGAACUGCUAGAGGGCAGUGAUGGAAUGCUGGGAGAUAACUUCAGACCAACACAGCCACUUAGCGACAGAAUUGUUCGUGCAGCAUUUCAGUAGGUCAUGCCAAAAGGUUUGAUGCUUCUAUUUUCAGUGGGAAGACAAUGGGUCUAUAGUGUCCAUUGGAAUGAGAAAUGGGAAUGUCUGAGAGUGUGGUUUCAAUUAAAGCACAAAGACUGCAUUGUCUCAAUUCCUGAGGAUCACAACUGAUGGACGGCUGUGGCAGAUGGCAUAUCCAUUCUGCUUGACGACAAGCUCUAGAAACAGCCUUUGCACAUGAGUGAAGACCCUUUGUCAGUGAUGUCAUUCAAAAUUCAUCUUUGUAACAAGUCCUUAGAUGCUAUAUUGUGUUAAUGUGUUGAUGUAACUUCUUUGUGCAUACUUGUCACUGUAUACUUACUAUAUGUUAGCAGUGAACCGCAUCAGUGUUUUGAGAUUGUUGACUUAAUGUGUAGAUAUUUGUUGCAUAGCAGUAUGUAAAUAUAGUACAAACUCAGAAGUAUGCUUUGAAUUUCUUGGAGACAGAAUGAAAAUUAAAAAUGAAUGUAUCUCAAAGUCAAGAUUAUCAGUAUCAGCACAGCAGCAGAUAAAUGUUUUUAAGGCCUUUGUUACACACAAAAACUCACACACUCGCAUAGACACACAUGCAGAAGCACACAAACACCUGUAGAAUUCUAAAGAAUGCAAUAAUGUAAUGCACAAUCAGAACUGCAUUUUCUGGUGUGUAUCAAUUCAAAAUGUUCAGGAAUACUUCAACAUCUUGAAAAAUAAGCUCUCUAUAUAUACUGUUUUUAAUUAAAUGUGUAUGGAAAGGUUUGCUAGUUUAAUCUUCUUCCAACUCUGUAGUUACACACACACACACACCCACACACACACACACACACACACACACACACACACACACACACACACACACACACACACACACACACACAAACCCUAUGAGUGCUUGCAUACCCAGUUUUGCAGAUGCACAAACACAGAUUCACACACACACACAUAACCAAAAUGCAUAGAAUACACAUGCAGUUUUUACCGUCAUAUAGUAUAAUUUCUGAAACACAUGCCUUUUAAGAAACCCAUUCUGAUCAUAUGAGAGAUAAAACUGAAAGAUGCCAGACAAAACAAUUAAGUUUUGGAAGCCUUACCUUAAAUAUGAGUACUUUAAAAAUACUUUACACAAUCAUGUUUAGUUACUAAAAUGAUACAAAAUAGCACCGGCAAAUGUUCAGCAUGUAGAAUUAUUUAUAUUUUUUAGGAAGUCAAGGUCAUCUCUAGGACUUUGAGAUAUGCCUAUCUGGAGAACAGUUUCCUGUUUGCCUGUGAUUUCUCAUAGCAAAUGUAUUGUAAAAAUAGUUAAAUCAGUACACAAUAGAUUUGAUAAUAUGCAGAGAUAAUGCCUGCCAGAACAUCCAUUCCAUUAAAGUAAGUAAUUUAUGAGGACAUUUGUCAAAAGGGAAAUGAUACUAGAUUGUAUAUACUGCUUAAAUAUAUUUAUAGUAAAGACAUGCAUUUUAUUUUAGCCCUUAUUGUAGAAAAUGGUGAAUUUAACUAUGUUUGUAUAAGUAUGUACAUGAAAUAAACUUAUUCAAUAAAGUAUUCCUUGGAAUGGA